AAUCAAAAUCGGCCCAUAACGAGUCAUAAAAUAAUCUUUUAAUAAAUAUAUUUAAUAAUCCUGAUAUAUACGGUAAUAAGCUGGCACUUACAAUCUAGAAGCCGGCUUUCCGAAGAAAAUGGAGGCAGAAAACGAAAUUAGAGAAAUCGAAGGCGCAAACGAGAACGAAUCUUCACCGAGCAACCCGAAGCCGACGCCAAAAACGGUUAGGACCAAAGUACCGGAGGUGGAGAUCCAUCUGUACAGACAAGGCAAGGGUCCGAUUAACGUGUUCAAGUCGAGCUUGGGAGGGUGGGACCAGGACCAACUGGAGGUCCGAGAAAUCCUCGAGAAAUACGGGUUCAAGUCGAUCUUCGCUUUCAAUCCAGCGUCGGGUCGGGGUGCGCCGAUUCGUUUUGGGAGGAAUGGUAGGUCUAUACUUGGGUAUAGAGAUGGAUCGGUCAUUCACGUUGACGGAGAACCAAAGGACUCCUUGAUCAAACCAGUGACCAAGACCGUGCUCGGGGUAGCAGUGAUCACUCUUUUGAUAACAUUGGCUCUGAAGGAACGUCCAGAAUGGUUCAAGAGUUCAAACCUUUUUGGCGGAAGCUUCCCUCCAUGGAUCCUUGCCUGUGCUGUUAUUGUUUUUACUCGCAUGAGGAAGAGAACUGGGGACUUUUUGAAAAAGCGUGGCUGGUAAAACAUAUGCCACUGAGCAUUCCUGGUUCUGGUGGAAGAGCCAAUCUGACUACCUUCAAGGUUUGAGUAAAGCAACUGCAUUUUGAUGAUUUAGUCCUUUGCCUCGUUUUAUACUCUAAAAAAAAAAAAAAUAGCCCCACUUUUGAUGAUGAAUUGAUGAUAGAUACUAGAACAAGAUAAUCAAGCUGUCUCUGUUUGGUUAGUCGUUGAUGGACUUUCAUGGUUAUAUCAUCAAUUUUCUUUUUCUUGGGUC
Messenger RNA from Populus nigra (black poplar), 931 nucleotides. RefSeq lists its product as uncharacterized. The transcript has 2 exons. The record is from RefSeq and is a predicted model, not a curated record. The coding region runs from base 119 to 679 and encodes 186 amino acids. Lineage: Eukaryota; Viridiplantae; Streptophyta; Magnoliopsida; Malpighiales; Salicaceae.